UCGGUUUUAUUUCCUCUUCUCAAGCUUCAGCUCUCAGGCUUCAAGAGUUGUUUCUCUUUUUCUCUCUCAGCUGGAGGAAGCGCUCACUGCUGCCCCCGCUGGGGCCCUGAGAAACACCCCCCUCUCACACACUCUCACAGACAGGCAGGGCUUUCCGGAGUUCAGCGCUCUCCGCCGCGCGCCGCGAUGAAGGACCAGAACAGCAGCGAGGAGAUCGAUAAAAUACUCCAGGAUGCUCCAACAGCACGGAAAGCCCUGCUGGACAACUACAGCAACCUGUUCAGCGUGGCGGAGUACUGCGAGAAGAACUACCUGCAGGCAGGAGGAGAUACCACUAAAGCUCUUGAAGAAACCAAGGCCUUCACCACUCAGUCUCUGGCCAGUGUUGCCUAUCAGAUUAGCACACUAGCUAGCAAUGUGCUCAAACUGCUGGAUGCCCAGACCUCACAGCUCUGCCAGAUCGAGUCCUCCGUCAACCUGAUUGGACUGACGGUGGACAUGCACAGGGAGAAGGUGGCUCGUCGAGAGAUCGGUGUUUUUACUGUGGGGAAAAGAUACAGCAGGAGUAACAAAGUCAUCCCACCAUCAGGGGGAAAAGGACCCCAGCCCAAAUAUUCCCGCACACCCAUCACAUACGCUGCUCUGGACUCACUCGGCCACGGCAUGAAGGACUCUAAGAAACCACAGGAAAGAACGGCGACCAUGACUCGCAAACAAAGCACACUGGGCAGAAACAGUCGUCCUGCAGAGCCUGUGCAGUGUCCAGUGGCCCCCACUUUAUCCCGUGGAGCAUCCCAGACCUCGCUCAAUGAUAAAUCUGUCACGUCCAGCUUCGGAAAGGCAGUGGCCCCACCAGUGGUGCCUAACUGGCCAGCCCCUGAUUCUGACAUCAUCACCACUCUGCUGGAUGAGGUGUCCACACCCCCACCCCCACCACUGGAGGGCGAGAAAGAGGCAGAGUCUGCACCGGGUGCUCCUCCACCCCCACCCCCACCGCCUCUGAUGGACUCCUGCGACCUCCUGCCACCCCCACCCCUGCCGCCUGGAGAGGAGAGCCCUAUCCCUGUAGACCAGAGUGGCAUUCCCCCACCUCCCCCUGCCCCACCACUGGAGACAGUGCCAGAGGAAAUCAGCUUGCCUCCUCCAGAAGCUCCAGCUGAUCUCCUCCCUCCUCCAGAGAGUGACGGCCUGCCGCUCCCAGCUCCUCCACCUCUGCCUGGAGUGGAGAAUGGAGAAGCUCGUCGCUCUCGUCGCUCCAGAACCCGUCUGCCCCCCAGCUCUCGCUCCCUCUCUCUGAGGCUCCGCCGGGGCCCCGCCACUCGCCUCUACACACACUCUCUCUACCUGCCCACCACACACUCACUCAUGAUCCCCCCACCCCCUCCAUAUCCUCCUCCUAUGGCUCCGCCUGCCGCUCUGAGUGCGCUGUCCCGGAUCCCCGCCCGCCUACAGCACCUGGACCUGGAGAUUCCAGCCCCUCCACCUCCUGUGCUCAUGGACUGCAUGGAUGGCUUUGAUGACAUUCCACCUCUGCCUCCACCAGUGGACUACGACACCUCUGCACCUACAGAAUACUUGGAGAAAGUGGUGGCACUGUACAGCUACGAUACGGGCAAGCAGGGUGAUUUGGCCUUCCAGGCGGGGGAUGUGAUCUACCUGACGAAGAGGAAUGAGGACGGCUGGUGUGAGGGGGUCAUGAACGGGGUGGAGGGAUAUUUCCCUGGAAACUAUGUGAGCACUGCCAGCUAAGUGACCACAACCAGCAACGGAAGACUGGACGGGAACGCUGGAGGGAAGGAUGUGCUGUGUAAUAUGUUGGGAUCAACAGUGCCAUAUUCACGAGAAUCACCAAAUCACUGAAAAUGUGUUAGAGUUUUAUAAUUCAGGAGUGUUUUUAUUAUACCUAAAUGCUAGUGUAUUUUUGUUUAUAACUAAUAGCUAUAUAAUUAUAGGGCUGGGUGGUACUGAUAACAUUUUAACAAGUGAUAUAUUGUCUUCCAAUAUUAUAACUUUC
This is a messenger RNA of Astyanax mexicanus (Mexican tetra), 2014 nucleotides long. RefSeq names its product ABI family, member 3a (gene abi3a). Gene Ontology annotation, molecular function: SH3 domain binding. Lineage: Eukaryota; Metazoa; Chordata; Actinopteri; Characiformes; Acestrorhamphidae. The coding region runs from base 187 to 1749 and encodes 520 amino acids. Gene Ontology annotation, cellular component: lamellipodium. The transcript has 11 exons. The record is from RefSeq and is a predicted model, not a curated record.